AUAUCACAACACAUAUCAAGCAUGCCUGUCAAAGAGUCAUCUCCAUGGUAACGUCGUCAUAGUGAAGCUGACAACCACUAAACAAUCUGUGUUUGGGUUCAGUGCACAUGCUGAGUUCCGGGGAAUUAAACUUGACAUAGAGGGACACUCACGGCCGGAUCGGGAUAUAAGGUAAUGGCAAAUGCUGAACCUUGGGUUGGGACCUGGAGACCCCACAAGCCAAAAGGGCCCAUAGCGGCCCUCUAUGGUAGCCCAGGACCGAAGUAUGCACUGCCUGGACUCACAGGUUUUAAUAAACACGACCCCACUAAAUACAAAGCACCAAUGUUCAGCUUUGGGAAACGUCAUGAACAGGCCAGUUCUUAUUGCUCCCCUGGACCAAGAUACCUCAUCCCCUCCAACAUCACCAGUGCUGGCCGAGAUGGUACUCCUGCAUUUUCAAUCCACAGCCGUCCAAGGGAGCCAAAAUUGUUCCAGACCCCUGGGCCCGGUCAGUAUUCCCCGGAGCAUUCAGGAAAGUCGAUCUUCCACUCCGCUCCUGCUUAUUCUCUGUCUGGGAGGAGCAAAGACAUCACUACUAACCAAACACCAGGUCCAGCCUCAUACACUCUGCCCCCUGUGCUAGGGUGCAAAACUGUGACCACAUCUGCAGCUCCCGCCUACUCCCUCUGUCGCCGCAGCCAAAGUGGAAGCUUCCAUGAGGACCUGAAGAAGACUCCUGGCCCUGCUUCCUACAAAGUUGUGGACCCUUGUGUCUACAGUCAGAAACCUCCCCAGUACAGCAUGACAGGCCGCAACUUUCCUCCUGGUGAAACCACAGAGAAACCAGGACCUGGUGCGCACUAUCUUGAGCAGGUGGCCGUCACAAGAGCAAAAGCUCCAAGCUUCUCCUUUGGACUGCGUCACUCAGAUUACAUCACACCCCUCAUUGUAAAUGUGGCUGAAUUAUUUCACAUAUGAUCUCUUAUUUUAACUGAGAAAUUCACACAGCAGUUCGAAUAAAGCACACAAAGCAAACUGCUCAGGAUUACUAAGAUCAUGUUUUAUUGCCAUAGUUAUAGACCUUGUUGUAUUGGUACUUGUCACUUUGUCAGGGUUAUGAUCACUAUCA
Xiphias gladius (swordfish) is the source of this 1111-nucleotide messenger RNA. RefSeq names its product outer dense fiber of sperm tails 3B (gene cimap1b). The record is from RefSeq and is a predicted model, not a curated record. Gene Ontology annotation, cellular component: cytoskeleton. Lineage: Eukaryota; Metazoa; Chordata; Actinopteri; Istiophoriformes; Xiphiidae. The transcript is spliced from 7 exons. Bases 175 to 960 code for a protein of 261 amino acids.